AUGAAAAUCGCGGUCGACGGCAUGGGUGGAGACUUCGCCCCGCAGGCGAUAGUCGAAGGUGCUGUUCUUGCUGCGCAACAGCACAACACCAGCAUUACAUUGGUGGGCGACGAAGGGCGGCUGGAGCGCGAAUUGGACCGCUUACAGGCUCACGCGCUGCCCAUCACCAUCUGUCACGCCUCGGAAGUCGUGCACAUGGACGAGGCGCCGGUCAUGGCACUGCGCAAGAAACGGUUUUCCUCCAUCCGCGUGGCCAUGGAAUUGGUGCGAAGCGGCGAAGCGCAGGCGGUCGUCAGCGCCGGCAACACCGGUGCCGCCCUGGGCGCGGCGACGAUGAUCCUGCGGCCUCUACGUGGUAUUGACCGUCCGGCUAUUGCGACGCUUUUGCCCACUCAAAAGGGCGCUUCGAUUCUUCUUGACGUUGGUGCCAACGUGGAUUGCAAGUCGACCCAGCUCUUCCAGUUCGGGAUCAUGGGGGACGUUUUUGCCAAGUGCAUUCUGGAUAAGCCAUACCCCGCCGUCGGCCUGUUGGCGAUCGGCGAGGAGGACACCAAGGGCAAUGACGUGACCCGAGAAGCCUUUCUUAUGCUGAAGCAGAGCGACCUCAAUUUCAUCGGCAACAUUGAGGGUAAACCCUUUUUCCACGGUGUCGCUGACGUGGUGGUGUGCGACGGAUUCAUCGGCAACGUGGCGCUGAAGAUGUGUGAGGGAGUUGCCGAGAUGUACGGGCAGGCCCUCAAGACAGCCUUGACGCGAACGCCGUGGCGGCGUCUGGCGGCGACGUUGUUGCGCCCCGCCUUGCAGGAUAUUCGCCGCCGUGUGGAUGCUUCCGAAUAUGGCGGCGCGCCGCUUCUUGGCGUUAAUGGCACGUGUAUCAUCGGUCACGGCAACUCGACCCCCAAGGCCGUCAAGAACGCCAUCCACAUGGCGCAGCGCUUCCUCGAAGAACGGGUCACGGAGCGCAUUCAGGAAGAGGUCGAACGCAACAGCGACAUUCAGGAUGCCAGCGGCGCCCGCGGCCGCAACAUCUGGCGCCACAUCCGCAGCACCAUGUCAUUCCGCGGCGAGCGUGAGGAAGAGGACGAGGAGGUCACGUCCGAACCUUAG
This is a messenger RNA of Geodia barretti, 1107 nucleotides long. Lineage: Eukaryota; Metazoa; Porifera; Demospongiae; Tetractinellida; Geodiidae. The record is from the annotation of a GenBank genome assembly.